CUAACUAUUGGGAAAUCGAGGAAGCAUAUUGAUUUUAUUUCAUCAAAAGAGAGAUUGAAUAAAGAAUGAGAGUUACAUUUAUGGGAGAGUCCGGGAGAGGAGUCGCCGGAGGAGCAAAGCCAUUCAUGGGCGCAAGGAUGCUGCUGUGCCACUCCCUCUUGACGGUACUGCUCAUUGCCGUGACGGCAUCGCCAUUCAACAACACGCGGCCUGGCUGCCCGGCGACUUGCGGCGACGUUAGCAUCCCCUACCCAUUCGGCAUCGGCCCGGAUUGCUCCCUUCCUGGCUUCAACCUCAGCUGCAAUGACAAUGCCAGUGGCGUUAAAAAACCUUUCAUCUACAACGUGGAGCUCAUCAACAUAUCCUUGCUGCCGGCCCAGGCUCGCGUCUACAAUUACAUAUCCUGGCAAUGCUACAACCACACGUCCAACGACAUGUCGUACAGUACAUGGAGACUAAACUUCACCGCCUACCCAUACCGGUUCUCCGAUGCCGAUAACAAGUUCACAGUUGUCGGCUGCCACACCCUCGCGUACAUCACUGGGCAGAACCAGAAAGAUAGCUACGCGGGCGGAUGCGUAACGGUCUGCGGCAGCAGUGAGAGCCUGACAAACGGGUCAUGCUCCGGCAUCGGCUGCUGCCAGACAUCCAUCCCCAAGGGAAUCAACUAUUAUAAAGUCUCCUUCAAUCGCAACUUCAACAACUCCCGGGUGUGGAAAUUCAAUCCCUGCAGCUACGCCGUUCUGGCCGAAGCCGACUGGUUCAAGUUCAGCACGACUUACAUUAAGACCCGCCAGCUCAAUGAGACGAACGGAGGGCGGGCGCCCAUUGUGCUGGACUGGGCCAUCGGCAACGAGACGUGCGAGGUCGCAAAGCGCAACACAACCUCCUAUGCGUGCCUCAGCGAGCACAGUGACUGCUUUAACUCCUCCAAUGGCCCAGGAUAUAUUUGCAACUGCUCCAGGGGCUACCAAGGCAACGCCUAUCUUCCCAAUGGAUGUCAAGAUAUUGACGAGUGCACUCUCAAAGACGAGUAUCCAUGCCAUGGGACCUGUACCAACAUACCUGGGGAUUACAAUUGUACAUGUCCGCCUGGCACGAAUGGCGACGCGAAAAAAGGAACCUGCCAGGGAAGCCGCAGCAAUCCUUUCUCAUCAGUGAAAUUGGUUAUAGGCAUUGUCACUAGCACCAGCUUUGCCCUUCUACUAUUACUAUGCAUUGUCCUUUCUCUGGUACGUGAAAAAAGAAAACUUAUGAGGAUAAAAGAGGAAUACUUUCGGCGACAUGGAGGGCGGUUGCUACUAGAAGAGAUAAAGUCGAAGCAAGGUCUUGCAUUUAAGGUAUAUACAAAAGGAGAGCUAGAGCAGGCAACAAACAACUUUGAUAAGAACCGAAUUCUUGGAGGUGGAGGCCAUGGAACUGUCUAUAAGGGAAUACUGAAUGACAACCAUGCAGUUGCCAUAAAAAAAUCAAAAAUAAUUGAUGAUUACCAAAAGAAGGAAUUUGGGAAGGAGAUGGUUAUUCUUUCUCAAAUCAACCAUAAGAAUGUGGUGAAGCUCUUGGGAUGCUGUCUGGAGGUGGAAGUCCCUAUGUUGGUUUAUGAAUUUGUCUCCAAUGGAACCUUAUUCCAAUAUAUCCAUGACAGGAAUAGGACAUCCCACAUUUCAUUGGAUACCCGUUUGGAGAUUGCUUCACAGUCUGCAGAAGCUCUUGCAUAUCUACAUUCAUCAGCAUCCCCUCCAAUUAUUCACGGAGAUGUCAAGUCUUCUAACAUACUUUUAGAUGACAACCACAACGCAAAGGUGUCGGAUUUUGGAGCUUCGAUGUUGGUGCCAAAGGAUGAAACUCAGUUUGCUACACUAGUUCAGGGGACUUGCGGUUACUUGGAUCCUGAAUACCUGCAAACAUGCCAAUUAACCGAUAAAAGUGAUGUCUAUAGUUUUGGUGUUGUUCUUUUGGAGCUCCUCACCGGAAAGAAGGCUUUUUAUUUUGAAGGAUCUGAUGAAGAAAGAAGCCUCUCAUCAAGUUUUUUAUCCGCCAUGAAGGAGGAACGACUUCUACAACUUUUAGACAAUCAUAUCAAAAAUGAAGAGGAUAUGGAGUUGGUGCAAGAAAUUGCUGAGCUAGCAAGGCGAUGCCUCAAUGUUAUGGGUGAAGAUAGGCCUACAAUGAAGGAGGUUGCCGAUGACCUAGAUCGGUUAAGAAAAUUCAAGCAGCAUCCAUUUUUGCAGCAUAAUACAGAAGAGAUUGAGAACUUGCUUGGUGAGCCGUCAAGCUACACUGAAAAUGAAAUCUCUGGGUGCUACAGUAUAGAAAAGAAAGCAGCGAUGGAUAUAGAAUAUGGAAGAUGAUCUUUAUUUUUUCUCUUUAUUUUUCGAAGAAGAGUUGGAGGAUGAUCAUAUUGCAUAGAAUAAUACAAAUUUCUACCCUUAUGUACGUAUUAGAACUAUGAAGCUGAUUUAUAUGUACUUGUGCAUACGUCUGUGAGAUGUCGUAUUUCUAGUUUAUGAAAUAUGGUUAGUUUAAAUUAUA
Molecule: messenger RNA, 2532 nt
Organism: Phoenix dactylifera (date palm)
Lineage: Eukaryota; Viridiplantae; Streptophyta; Magnoliopsida; Arecales; Arecaceae
Source: RefSeq, a predicted model, not a curated record